Molecule: messenger RNA, 762 nt
Organism: Pelodiscus sinensis (Chinese soft-shelled turtle)
Lineage: Eukaryota; Metazoa; Chordata; Testudines; Trionychidae
Product: sperm acrosome membrane-associated protein 3-like
Biological process (GO): fusion of sperm to egg plasma membrane involved in single fertilization
Cellular component (GO): acrosomal vesicle; sperm flagellum
Molecular function (GO): lysozyme activity
Source: RefSeq, a predicted model, not a curated record
GCAGGUUCUAGAAGGGGGAGCAGUUAUAAGGGGAGACACUGGGUGACACUGGCUCAGACCAGACUUUGCUGUGGAGAAAGCUGUGGAACUGAAGUUCCCCAUUCCCUGGCAAAAAUGAAGGUGCUCGCACUUCUCUUCCUGGUCAGCUGCCUGAUCAUGGCAAAUGAAGCAAAAAUCUUUAGCCGAUGUGAACUAGCCUAUAUACUACAUGAAGAAGGGCUAGACGGGUAUGAGGGUUACAGCCUCGCCAACUGGAUCUGCAUGGCAUUCUUUGAGAGCGGCUUCAAUUCAGCAGCAGAGGACGACAAUGCAGAUGGCAGCACCGACUAUGGCAUGUUCCAGAUCAACAGCCGUGUCUGGUGCAACAACUACAGGAGCCCCACAGAGAACCUCUGCCACAUACCCUGCACCGACUUGCUGUCAAACGACAUAGCAGAUGACAUUGCCUGUGCCAAAAGAAUUGUGCGAGACCCACAGGGAAUGGAUGCUUGGGAGGACUGGACAAUGCACUGCAAAGGGCGAGACCUGUCUGAGUGGGUGGAUGGAUGUGACCUGUGAGAAAGUCACCAGCGUGGCUCUGCUAUGAUUCCUCAAGGCUGUCUAUGUUUUCAUGAAAAGGGAAUGCUUCUCUUACUGCACUGCUGGCAGUUAGCAUGUACAAACAAAAUCCACACCAUAAACCAAUAGGAAAAACAAAAAAUAUUAAUUUAAAAUAUAACAUUUUUUUAAAAAAUAAAUCCAUUUAACUGAAAAGAAAUCAGC